AUGGAAUAAGAACCCCUGAUUCACAAAGACAUCGUUUACUUGAGACAUAAUGAAACCAAUGGCUAUCUAACAGACACUGGAGUUUCCUACUAAAAUGGCUACAUAUUGGGCACCAAGAAGGAACAAGAUCAAAAUUCUGUAUGGAUUAUAGAAAAGUACAGUCCUCCUGUUCAAGGUCUCAAAAAGCCCAAUUAUACAAAGGUGGAAAUAUGGCCUAGUGAUAUGGUAGUUAUCAGGAAUGGCAAAACCGGGAAUGUAAUCACUUGUAAUAUAGGAAACAAAUCGCCAGUUACGAAGUAAGGAGAGAUGAUAGUGGCCAAUCAGUAUGAGGGGACAGGGGAAUAGUAAUUUCUAUUGAUAUUCGAUAAAUUUGAUGAAAUAAAUCUGAAUAGAGCUAGGUUUAUCAAUGUCCUCGAUGAGAAUCACGCCUUGCAUUCUCAUGGUAGACAAUACAAGAAUCCUAAAGAUGUCAAUGAAGUCACUGGCUACACUGGCGUAGACUAAAAUGACUAUUGGUCAAUCAUACCUGUAUCCAGGAAUGUUCGAUAGUCCAUUUUCAUAAAGGAACAACAAGACGUCGAUAAACCAGUUAGACCAAGGUGUUAUAAAUACAUUCACAAUAUGGAUAAGUUGGUUAUUAGAAAUUGUUUCACUGGAGGAUCUUUACAUUCUCAUACUAGUACAUACACUCAUGGAAAUAAACAACAAGAAAUAACUUGGAGGUACUCAAUUAGGAGAGAUCAAAACGAUUGGUGGGUGGUUGAAUUGGCCAAUGGAAAUUCAGACAUCACCAGUCAAAUUCAGGAUAAAUCUCUUUUGUUUUUGACUCACACUGGAACAGGAAAGAGAUUGAUGCAUAUCAAUGGGGCUAGAAAUAAAAAGAAAGAUUAUCUUGAAGUCAAUUGUGGAGUCUAAGAAGAGGCUGAAUUCCAAAUCGAAGGAGUCGACAUGGGCAUCCCUGAAUUGAAUACUCUGAUUCUUGAGUAUCCCUUUAGACUCAAACAUGUCAAAACCUCCUAGUAUUUGGCUGCCUUGAGUAGGCCUUCCAGUAAAACCACUUUCCAGGGGGAAGUUGUGUUGGUAGGAGGAAAAGAACAGAAUACAAUUUGGAUGGUUGAAACUGUAGAUUCCUUAUUUGAUUGA
Messenger RNA from Paramecium tetraurelia, 1143 nucleotides. RefSeq lists its product as uncharacterized. The record is from RefSeq and is a predicted model, not a curated record. The transcript has 5 exons. NCBI's taxonomy places the organism in Eukaryota, Ciliophora, Oligohymenophorea, Peniculida, Parameciidae.